CCCAGCCCCAAAGCCUCUUGCUCCUCCAGGGCUGGCCAGGGGAGGCUGGGCUUUCGCCGCCUGCCAAGGCCGAGGGCUCCGGUUACAGGCGCCGGGCUCUGCUCCGGAGGCAGCCUCCUAGAACCCAGGAGCAGCAGGCCAUUUGCAGACCCUCCAAGAUGGCGGAAGCCCACCAGGCAGUGGCCUUCCAGUUCACGGUGACCCCCGAAGGGGUGGCCUUUCAGCUCAGCCGCGAAGCCCUCAAGCAGAUCUACUUGGCUGGCCUUUCUUCAUGGAAGAAGCGCUUUGUCCGGCUGAAGAACAGCAUCCUGACGGGGGUGUUUCCGGGGACCCCUUCGGGAUGGCUGGCCGUCGUUGUGGCCACAGUGGGCUCCACAUAUUUCCACAUCGACGUCUCCAUGGGGCUGAUCUUCAGGAUCCAGAGGCACCUGCCCAGCAGUUGCAGAUCCUUGAGCUUCCGCAGCCGCUUCCUCCUGAGCACCAUCGUCUUCUCCACAGGCGUCUGGAUCGCGGGCAUCUUCCUCUGCCGUCAGACCCUCAAGCUCCUGCUCUCCUACCAUGGAUGGAUGUUCGAGCCCCAUGGCAAGAUCAGCCGCAGCACCAAGAUCUGGGCAACUUUGGUGAAAGUGAUGUCCGGCCGCCACCCCAUGCUCUACAGCUUCCAGACCUCCUUGCCCAAACUGCCUGUUCCCCGCGUGGUUGACACAAUCCAUCGGUACCUCGAAUCCGUCCGUCCACUGCUGGACGAUGAGAAAUACUACGACAUGGAGGCCUUGGCCCUGGACUUCCAGCAGCAACUGGCCCCCCAGCUCCAGAAGUACCUCAUCCUCAAGUCCUGGUGGGCCACCAACUACGUGAGCGACUGGUGGGAGGAAUACAUCUACCUUCGCGGAAGGAGCCCCAUCAUGGUCAACAGCAACUACUACGUUAUGGAUUUCCUCUAUGCCACCCCGACGUCCAACCAGGCUGCCCGGGCGGGCAAUGCUGUCCACUCCAUCCUGCUGUAUCGCCGCCGACUGGACAGGGAGGAUUUUGCACCUCUGAUGGCGCUUGGCGUUGUGCCCAUGUGCUCCUAUCAGAUGGAGAGGACCUUUAACACGACGCGGAUCCCCGGAAAGGAGGCAGAUACCCUGGUCCACCUGUCGGACAGCAAGCACCUGGCCGUCUACCACAAGGGCCGUUUCUACAAGGUCUGGGUCUACCAUGCCGGGAAGCUCCUGCCGCCCCGCGACCUGGAAAUGCAGUUCCAGCGCAUCCUUGAUGACGCUUCGCCACCGCAGGACGGAGAGGAGAAGCUGGCUGCACUCACUGCAGGGGAGAGGAGUCCGUGGGCCGAAGCCCGAGUGAAAUAUUUUGGCCAAAGGAAGAACAAGGCCUCCCUGGACUGCAUUGAGCGAGCCGCCUUCUUCCUGACGCUGGACGAGGAGGCACACGCCUUUGACCCCAACAGGGAGGACAGCCUGGACCUUUAUUCCAAGAGCCUUCUGCACGGAAAAUGCUAUGACAGGUGGUUUGACAAAUCCUUCUCUCUGGUGGUGUACCGUAACGGCAAGUUGGGGGCCAACGCUGAGCACUCCUGGGCUGACGCACCCGUCAUCGGACACCUCUGGGAGUUCAUGCUGGCUACUGACCACUUCCAACUGGGCUACUGCAGUGACGGUCACUGCCACGGGAUGCCCAACACGGAUCUGCCCCCACCCCAGCGCUUGACGUGGGACAUUACGGAGGAGUGUAGCAAGGCCAUCGAUGCCUCCUACAGCGUGGCCCGGGCGCUGGCGGAUGACAUAGAUUUCCACAGCUUCCGAUUUGUCGACUUUGGCAAAGGGCGUAUCAAGAAAUGCCGGACCAGUCCAGACAGCUUCAUCCAGAUCGCUUUGCAGCUGGCACACUUCCGGGACAAGGGCUGUUUCUGCCUCACCUAUGAGGCCUCCAUGACGCGGCUGUUCCGGGAAGGCAGGACGGAGACGGUGCGCUCUUGCACCAAUGAGUCGACCGCCUUCGUGCGCAGCAUGGCGAACCCAAAUUGCAGUCCCUCCGAGUGCCUGCAGCUGUUCAAAGUGGCCGCAGAGAAGCACCAGCACAUGUACCGCCUGGCUAUGACCGGCUCUGGCAUUGACCGGCACCUCUUCUGCCUCUACGUAGUUUCUCGCUACCUGGGACUGGACUCUCCCUUCCUUGCCAAGGUGCUGUCCGAACCCUGGCGACUCUCCACCAGCCAGACCCCCCAGCAGCAGAUCAAAAUGUUUGACUUGGAAGCCCACCCAGAGUGCGCCUCCUCCGGAGGGGGAUUUGGGCCAGUGGCCGACGACGGGUACGGAGUUUCCUACAUCAUCGCUGGGGAGAACCUCAUCACUUUCCACGUUUCCAGUAAAUUCUCCAGCCCUGAAACGGACUCCAAGCGUUUUGGGAGGAACAUCCACCAGGCGAUGCUGGACAUUGCAGCCCUGUUCGAGAUGCCAACCAAGAAAAUGGCCAACUGAGCCAAGGGGCAUGUCGUGCCUGUGAUGGACCCCUGGACACACUUGGACCCAGAUGCCGAGCCAAGCCAAGCCAUUGCAAGGACACCAUUGCCUCCCGGCUGCAAGCAGGCCACCCAUCAGCAGAUCCCUAGGGGUCUAUGGGGGGGGGUCCAUGCCAGCCUCCCUCCGGCUGUGGCUUUGGCCUCCAGUCCUCCCUGCUCAGAGGAGCGCCUCAGAGAGACCCAAGGAACUGUGCAGAUGGAUGGCGGGUGUCGCUGUGAUAUGUCUCUCAUAAAGGAGGAUUGUUUUGGGGAGCUGUGCCUGUGUGGACAUGAGUCUAGAUUUCGGAGUUGCUCUCUGGGCCAGCGAAGGAGAAGUGGAGGCACUGCUGCCUGGAAGUUGGAGGGGCUGGUUUGUGUUUUUGGGAUGGUGGACCCAUUGGAUGACCGUGGGCAAGAAGUCAUACUCUCUCAGCUUCAGGGGAAGGCAGUGGCAAACCUCUUCUGAACAAAUCUUGCCAAGAAAGCUCCAUGAUAGGUUCAUCUUAGGGUCACCGUAAGUCGGAAACAACUUGGAGGCACACAACAACAAACAACAAGAUGUCACACAGAACACCUCUCUGUAGCUUCUCCAACUUGUGGGUCAUUGUGGCUGUAGAAUAGACCCCUGCCAAUGAGGGUUGACCCAGGGAAGGCAUGGAUGGGACCAAGGACGGAGCCGCUGUGGGGCUGGGAACUGGCAGGAUAGACCAGGAGGUACUCUCCAAGGGGGAGGGAGAGAUAGAGACUCCCGCGACAACUAGUUCCCCACAGAACCAGCCAGUUGCCAAGGGGGAGGAAAUGGUCUCCUGCCCUACUGAUUGCUUUGGGGCAUACCCACACACGCAAAUGGGGAGGGGAGGCUGUCAGGAUUGCACAAUGGGCUUUGCUCCUCAUGUGGGCCUGUUGCAUUUCUGGGCAGCCAGCCUUAGCCACCUGGAGCCAAGGGUCGCUUUCAAGCUCCCAGGUAGAUAGGGCAAGAUGCCCAUGGCAGCCAGGGCCCCCUUGGCUAUUGGGCUUGGCUGCAGGAAAGACCCUCCAAAAAAGAAACGCUGUGCCAUGGUCUUUCAGGUGCAACUUGCAUGGAUGUGCCAUGAAGCACAGGACAGGAAUGGAAAUGGCUUGUCCCUGGUGAAGGGUCUGGAAACCAUGCCUUAUGAGGAAAGACUUAGGGAACUGCUGGAUAUUGGGGUUUAGCCUGGAGAAUAGAAGGUUAAGAGGUGAUAUG
Sceloporus undulatus (fence lizard) is the source of this 3725-nucleotide messenger RNA. RefSeq names its product carnitine palmitoyltransferase 1B (gene CPT1B). Gene Ontology annotation, cellular component: mitochondrion. Lineage: Eukaryota; Metazoa; Chordata; Lepidosauria; Squamata; Phrynosomatidae. Gene Ontology annotation, biological process: fatty acid metabolic process; carnitine metabolic process. The coding region runs from base 159 to 2480 and encodes 773 amino acids. The record is from RefSeq and is a predicted model, not a curated record. The transcript has 19 exons. Gene Ontology annotation, molecular function: carnitine O-palmitoyltransferase activity.